GACGGGCGCGUUUAAAGCGCUCGGCGAGGGCGGGCGCGGUUCCCCCGCGGCCGGGGAGCGAUGGCGGCGGCCGGGCCGGGCCCCGGGGCCGGCGGCGCGGUGAAGACGCUGGCCCUGGUGCUGGAGGACGAGGCCCGGCGCGGCGGAGGCGGCGGUUACUGCAGCGGGGACACGGUGUCCGGGCAGGUGCUGCUGGAGCUGGCGGGGCCGCUGCCGCUCCGCGGGCUGCGCCUGGAGGCCGCGGGCCGGGCGCGCGUCGCUUGGAGCGAGAGCCCGGGCGCGGUGCCCGGGGCGGGCACAUGGGGGGUGGCGGUGCGGGCGCCGGGCCCGGGGCCGCGGCGGGAGGCGGAGGUGCGGUACCUGGACAUCCGGCAGAGCCUCCUGCGGGACCCGCCCGAAGGUGAGCGGGGCGCGGGCCCGGCCCUGCCGCAGCCGCGGCGGUGCGGGAGCCGCGCUGCGGGAAGGCAGCGAGGGGGAGGCGGAGCGGGAACGCUCCGGGUGGGAGCGGCAGCGGGGUCCGAAGGAACGGGCACGGCCGCGGGUGGCGGGGCACCGGCAGGGCAGCGCUGCCGUGUGCCCGCGGAGGAUCGCUGCCUCAUCGCGAUUCCCUCUGUGGGGGCUGACAAACGCCGAGCGGGACCGGAAUAA
This is a messenger RNA of Taeniopygia guttata (zebra finch), 648 nucleotides long. The record is from RefSeq and is a predicted model, not a curated record. NCBI's taxonomy places the organism in Eukaryota, Metazoa, Chordata, Aves, Passeriformes, Estrildidae.